Messenger RNA from Pisolithus orientalis, 532 nucleotides. RefSeq lists its product as uncharacterized. Lineage: Eukaryota; Fungi; Basidiomycota; Agaricomycetes; Boletales; Pisolithaceae. The transcript is spliced from 4 exons. The record is from RefSeq and is a predicted model, not a curated record. Bases 99 to 401 code for a protein of 100 amino acids.
UCUGCAGCCUACAUACCACCAAAAGAAACCUUCCCGAGCAAACAUGUUAAUUCGGACAAUGCUACCAACGUGAUACUUUCUGUGUUGAAGCCAGUCAAAUGUCAUUAGCUGUCGGUGUCUGCAUUAUUGUUGUUUCAAUUUCCGCCUUCGCUAGCUGUGGAUUGCCCUCUGCGAUUUCCAAUGCUUACCCUCUGCCCUCUGUUAACUGGUGUCCCAGCUGCGCAAGCAUGUCCGGCGCACGUGGCGCCGUACUUCUCGAUACUCUUGUCCAUUGUAUAAUCAACAACAACACUCAUUGUACUUUCGUGUCAGUCAACGCCAAGGGCACAUGGAAACAGCCAGUGAACUGGUUCUCACGAUUUGGGGCAGGGAAAGCCUUGCUUGGAAAGCAAGGUAAUUAGGAAACCACGCCAGAUCUGUGUCUGAUGUUAUCCAUGACAGGAUCGCAGACGAUCUCUUUGGGAGAUGUCGUUCCUGUGAUCUAAAUAUCAUGGCGCUCCAGAGCGGAUGUUGUUACGCAGUCAUCAUCGUU